Molecule: messenger RNA, 1461 nt
Organism: Elaeis guineensis (African oil palm)
Lineage: Eukaryota; Viridiplantae; Streptophyta; Magnoliopsida; Arecales; Arecaceae
Product: protein SCO1 homolog 2, mitochondrial
Biological process (GO): mitochondrial respiratory chain complex IV assembly
Source: RefSeq, a predicted model, not a curated record
AAAUACGAAGAUGCGCGCACGGUUUCUCUUCACGAAACACUGAGCCGUAUUUUGGGAACCGCUCAAGCGCGAGUUUCUUCUCAAAAUCCCAAUUCCCUUCCCUCCUACCCUCACCUGGCUGGUUUUGUACUCCAAAACUGUCCUCCCUUCGAAGGCAAAAAUGGAAAUCUUUUUCCUACGGAGAUCCUGAUGCUCAUUCGCCAAAUAUCCACACCCUUCUCUUUUGCUUCCCUUUCACUCCAAAAUCAUGCUAAGGUCUCGCUUUCUCGUAGUUUCCCUUCGAAACGGAUCGAGGGUCUUUAGUCGGACUACUCCAUCGACUAGGGAACUAUAUUUAGAGAACUUGGAAGCUUUUCUACUUUUGAUGAGGGUUUAUCCUUUUCAGAGCUUCCAGUCCCGGGGCUAUAUAAAAGGAACAGACUACAGGGAUCAUAAGCUACCAAGAAAGCUUCCAGAAGAUAAUGAGUUGCAUUCCCGAUCAUGGGGAAAUUAUGUUAUUCCCACAGCUGUGCUAGCGAUUGCUGGAGCAGGCCUACUUAUACACUACAAUGAUGAGAAGCGAGCAAUCCCAAAAGGAUCACAUCAACAAACAAACUCUGAUGGGAGUAAAGUCAACAGACCUGCAAUUGGAGGCCCAUUUAAGCUGUUUGACAUGGAAAAGAAUUUGGUAACUGAGUCAAACCUUCGGGGUAAUUGGACACUGAUGUACUUUGGGUACACUUCUUCCCCUGAUGUUGGACCAGAAGAAGUCAAAAAGAUGGCUGAAGUCAUCCAGAUAUUAGAGUCUGAACACAACUUCAAGAUCACUCCUGUUUUUGUCACCAUUGACCCUCAGCGUGAUUCCCCUGCUCAACUUAAGGCAUACCUUGGAGAAUUUGAUUCAAGAAUAAUAGGGUUAACAGGCCCUAUUGCGGCUGUAAGACAGAUGGCACAGGAGUACCGUGUUUACUUCAAAAAAGUUGAUGAAGAAGGCCAAGAUUAUCUUGUGGAAUGUUCACAUAACAUGUACCUGUUAGAUCCAAACAUGGAAAUUUUGAGAUGUUUUGGAGUGGAAUAUGAUGCUUUGCAGUUGUCUAAUGCGAUAAUGAUGGAGGUGAAGAAGGCAUCAAAAUGACCAACCUUCUAUGUACCAUUUCUUCCUGUGAUUUUUUUUUUAAGAUGAUUCUCAAGAAAAAUUGAAGGCAUAGAUUGAAAGAUAGAGCUCAAGAAAAAUUCUUAUCAAUUCUGCGGUUAACAAUAUUGUUCGGGAAAAAAAAAACAGCUAGCAACUUUUCUUCUGAAUAAAAUUACAGGUGAAAUGGCUUUGUAAUUUUAUGGAAAUUUUGUCUUUCACACAACAAUUAGUGCAAAUUUCUAAUUCAAGUUAGGAAGCUAUGCAGAAUCCAUUUGUCUAUCUUCGAUGAUGUUGUGUUUUGUCAUCCUCCCCAAUAAACAUUCUUUCAAUUUGGUUAGACUUCACCA